UCGAAUUUUAAAUAUUUUUCGAAAGUUGUGCAUUGAUAAGGGAUUUGUUAUCAGUAUUUCUGACUUAUUUUAACGAUUUUGCGAAUAUAUUAAGUGAAUAUGGAGUCGAUAUCGUUUAGCGAUAAUGAAAUCAAACAACAGCUCGCCGCUCUUGGCUAUUUUAAUGUUUCUGAAGACAGAAUGAAGCAAUUUCGCAAAGAUCUCCACAAACUGAUAGAGCAUGACCAAUCCACAACAGGCAGUUCUUCCUGGUUUACUGGGGUCUCUUCACCAACUUCAAACUCUGGACAAUCUGAAUUCAGUGAAACUUCAGAUAAAAACCCCACAAUCUUUAGAUCUUCAAUGAAACCGGCAUCUUUAUCAAGAUUUCAACCUCAUUUGCAGGUUGACCCUCACCCCUCCCCUCCAACCAUCUCCCAUCAUUCCCCUCACCCAAUGGAUCCAACACAUGAUGAAACUCAAAGUGAAGCAUCAGAUAUUUCUACUCAUGACCAGCCAAACUACCCCAGUCCUCACUUCACAUCAACCCACCCAUCUACCGAAGCCUCAACACACUGGACUGACCACGUAUUCACUGAUGCGACCGACACCGAUAGAACACAAACACCAGAACCAGAUCAGUCGAGUCAGAAAGUGAUUCGAAAACGGAAAGUUCUUCGGAAACAAGUAGACGGCACACCUCGUGUAUACAAUGAAUCAUUAGUGGAGGACAACAACAUGAUGUAUCGGAUGAAAGGAGAAUCUUUGGACGAUUCUUUUCUAUCUCGAGUCUCACCGCGGAUCCCUCUUCCACCUCGUCCUAAUACUGCAAGGCCAGCUCUGAAGGAACAUUAUCGCUCAGCAUUCGAAGAAUUUACGAAUAAGAAUCAACCGCCUUCAUUUAUUCGUCCAAGCACUACAAACCCACACACAAGAAACCUUAAGAAAGUGGAUCCUGUGAACAAGUACCACCAAUACAAGGAGUUUUGGUCAAAUAUCAAAGCACCCGGUGAAAAAUCGCAUAGGAAUCUACGUUGGGAAGUUAAAGCACAAAUGAUGUAUAAAGAGGAACCAGCACCAAAACCACAAAGGGUGUAUGUGCCGAACACAUACGUUGUACCGACAAGCAAAAAGAGAUCUGCGUUACGUUGGGAAGUCAGACAUGCAAUGGAACAUGGGUUGCCGAUUCCAACAGCAUAUGAUGUGUAUUAGAUAAUUUUGUGUAAUGUUGUCCUUUGUAUUUAGGCAGAUGUUGUGAGAUUUUACAAAAUAAAAGUUUUAUACCAUGA
Ciona intestinalis (vase tunicate) is the source of this 1268-nucleotide messenger RNA. The record is from RefSeq and is a predicted model, not a curated record. NCBI's taxonomy places the organism in Eukaryota, Metazoa, Chordata, Ascidiacea, Phlebobranchia, Cionidae.